AAGAAGAAUCCACAGACAGCUACUCAGAACUCGGGGGACGUACGUAGAAUACGUUUGUCAGCUGUCAGUGCACUUUACAGCCUGGUUUCCAUACAAAGGUGACGUCAUCAUUUCUGCUGUUGGCAGAAUAGUAGUUUAAACAGAACACUCACAGACAACACAGCAGCAGACAGUUGUAGUUCCAUCAUGGCGGAGGAUAUGUUUUCCCUCAUGAGUCUCGAAGACGAACUGAGCUGUAGCAUCUGCCUCUGUGCUUUCGACUGUCCGGUGACAAUUCCAUGUGGACACAACUUUUGCCAAGAGUGUCUCCUAGAAACCUGGAAAGACAACUACAGCUGUCCACAAUGCCGGACCCACUUCACCACCAAACCAGAGCUGAAGAAGAACACCGUUCUCAGCACUGUUGUGGAAACGUUCAAAAUGAAGUCGAAUAAAAGCGACCUCCCCAGUGAGGUGGGCGACUUAAUCAUGUGGGAUGCGGUCAAGAUGGAGCCCAAAGAGGUGGCUAUCUUGUGCGACACCUGUAUGGAAGCCAAAGCAUUCAAGACCUGCCUCACCUGUAUGGCGUCGUUCUGCCUUGAGCACGUGAGGCCUCAUCAUGAGAACCCAGUGUUUGGCGCGCAUCAGCUGAACGAGCCUCUGGGCGACCUGCGCGACCGUAUCUGCACCGACCACCACAAGCUGAUGGAGUUCUACUGUGUCCAACAUGGCCGCUGUAUCUGUGGUGUCUGUCUGCAGCAGGUGCAUAAAGGCUGUACCUUCUCCAGCCCUGAUGAACAACGGGCACUGCAAGAGUCUGAUUUGAGGGGCAAGUUGAGUCUGCUGGAUGGAAAGAUUGACAAGAACCAGACUGUCAUCUCUCAGAUGAGUGACCAGCAGAGCAAGUUGAAGGACUCUGCAGCCAGCAGGAAGAGAGCUCUGGAGGACGAGUACCGCCAAAUCCGGGAGCUGCUGGACCGUGACGAGCGUGAGGCUCUGAACACCGUGGACCGCGAGCAGGAGAGCGCUCAGACCAAACUCCAGAACCUCAUAAAGAAGUUCAACCAGAACAUUGCGAAGCUUAGUGCGGCAAAAGAUGGCGUCGACAGCCUGCUCAGUCAGACUCAGACCGUGGCUUUCCUACAGGCCUCAGUUGACAUGCCGGCAGCAGUGGCCUUUGACCCCUAUACCCCGAAGGUCAACCUGGACUCUAAGGCCUUGGCAGCCUGGCAUGCCUACUCUGCAGUCCUGAGGGAGCAUCUCACACAUGUACUGAAACAGCCUGUAGAGGCCAGACUGCAGAUACUCAAACCAGCUGAGAGGUUUGCUCCUCCUCUGCUGCCAAACUUCUAUGAAAUGGGAGGCAUGCCACCACAAGGUCACCUGAGAAUGCCUCGAUCCCACAGCCCAGGAGCUCCCCUCAGGGCAAACCAGAGGAAGAAGCCUCCACAAGAUUCAAACCGAGAGAGAAAGUCAGACAAGAAACGAGAUCACAAGGAAGGGAAAGAACAUAAGGCUGACAAAAAUCCCCAAAAGCCACCUAAUGCUCCCAGAGAGUUCGCCACUCCUGUUCCACACACACCAAGGGACCACCCCAGAGGACAAUCAGCAGAACCCAGACCCAGGAACAGGGAGGACCCAGGACAACCAAGUGUUCUCCCAAGUAUCACGUCUGCAGCAAAACGAAAUGACCUUCUGCAAUAUGGCACGGUUCUCACCCUUGACCCCAAAACAGCCCACAAGCGCAUCUCCCUCACAGAGAACAUGACCGUGGCCUCUGUGUCAGACGAGCCCACCCCUUACCCCGAUGGCCCCGCCCGUUUCUCCGUCUGCAGCCAGGUGCUCACUUCCAAGGGCUUCUCCCGCGGCCGCCACUACUGGGAGGUCAAGAUGAGCAGCAACAACUUCACCGGCAUCGGCCUGGCCUACAACAGCAUCGACCGGAAGGGUCCGGCUAGCCGGCUGGGGCGUAACGCCCAGUCCUGGUGCGUGGAGUGGUUCAACGUCAAGCUGUCGGCCUGGCACGCCAGCAGUGAGACUGUACUGCAGAACCCGAAUCCGACCCGCGUCGGCGUGCUGCUGGAUUGCGAGGAGGGAACGGCCACUUUCUAUAACGUACAGGACCGGGCAUACCCGUUCCAUACGUUUGUGUUCCAGUUCGCCGAGGCAGUGUACCCGGCGUUCUGGCUCUUCUCCAGCGGCUCGUCUGUUAGCCUGUGCAAGCUGCAGUCUUGAGAAGUUAACACACAAACACACAUUCUUCUCCCUCGCAAAUAAUUAGAAUAUACAGCAUCUGGGUCAAUAAAUGACUUAAUCAUACUGAUAUUGGGAACUUGUAUCUUAAAGGUUAUUAUUUGGUUGUGGUCACUGACUAUAGUAAUAAUGCAGUGUAGGUCAUAUCAUUUUGGACUUUGGUCUCUUGUAACUGCAGCAACCUCUAAACAGGCAGCAUUUGUUAAUCAGUAACUAAUGAAAACUAAGCACUUGCAUACAGGUAAAGGAACAUUACAAAUUAUUAUACAAUAUUAUUGUAUUGUCAAAAGCAUGGUUGACAUCCUUACUACCUUUUUGUUUUACUACUGUUGUGAUGUCAGCAGCAUGCCGUGAAAGGAAUUUAAGCCGAUUUAUUCCUUAAUGGUUCAUCAGACAUAGCGAGUUACAUUGGCUGGAUAGAAGGAAUUAGCUGACACUGUGAUCAUUCAUGUCUGAUUCGCAAGGGGUUACGUGACGUGCUAUAGGCAAACACGACUUACAAACAGAACUACUAAGUGGUAUUUGAACCAGGCGAAUGAGUUCUUUCUCCGGCUCUGCAGUCCUGGCUAAAUGUCUUGAUCAUCCAGUUUACAGAUACAUUUAAGUGGUCUGUGGGUAGCUGUUUACAGCCUGUUUUAUCAGAGCUUAUGAUCUCUUGGUGUGGGUCUUGGCAGUACACAGUAAUCACAUGUAAUAUACACAAAACGACGUGAAUAAACAUGUCUAACGUGUAUGUUAUCUACUGUAUGUGAACAGUACCACAACGUUCAGAAGGCCAUGUACUGGCACACCUACGCAAGAGGUGAAAACAGAAAAGCAUCCACAUUAUUAUUGAUACCCCCAAAGGAAAAGUGGGUAUCCGUUCACUUUUUUUCUUGAUCUAAUACAUUUCGCUACAGUGUUUCACAUAGAGCCUGGAAGUGAAGGGGGUUUCCGCAUGGUGCAGUGUGAGGAUGUGCUGAAAGCGCUUCUUGACACUGCUACUACAGGCUUGAUAGAACCUAGCCUGGUUGCCAGAUCUGCAUUUGUUUUAGAAUUACACUGAACAGGGCAGAGGAGUUGGUUGAUCUGGCAACCAGGCUAGAUAGACCCAGCCUGGCCCAUAAGAACAAGCAGUGGUCAUUUAGACCCUGUGAACAGGAGUUGUUCCAACUCUGUGGGUUUUGUAAAUAGGGAUGAUUUAGGGCUGGGGGUUUUCCUGUCUAUGUGACCAGACAAAAGAAAAACUCUGGGCCCAAGUUAUAGCUAAUUUAGCUAUAGCCCAUAGCUAGGGCCUUCUCAUGUCCUAGAAGGGUACGUAUCUGUAGCACAGUGAUGGUCUGUUGGUGUUAGUUUGGACAUCUGUGGGUGUCACAUUGUCUGUAACACGGGUGCAUGCUUCUCAUAAUUCAUGCCUCUGAUAUUGUGGAUUGGAACUUUUCCAUUUAUGGACAUAGUGCCAUUGCUACGAUCGGAGAGCAAGUUGAGAAUAGCAUGUGAUGGAUUCGUUUUGCUUUGCAAAGCCCGGUGCCAAAUGAAUAGUUGGUGUCAUUGCCUUCUCCCGCUAUAGAAACACUAGUUUUCCUGAUUUUUAAGGGAUUUCGACUGUUAGUGGAAUGAAGGCAAGCUGAUAUUUAAGGAAAAGAUGAAUUCAUUUGCUGGAUUUAAGCCAUUAUUGCCACUGGCUUUUUAAGAGAUCCCCAAAGGUUUGGACAAAGUCUGAACGACUCGCGUACACAACACCAGAUGGAGCAAAGAUCAGAGGGCCAUUGUCAUGGUCCUUGUGUGUCAGCACGUUAUCCUCUCUGUCCAUUCCUUCCAUCUUAUAAACUCGGUUCUUAAUUAAUGUGCUGAUGGUGUACUUCGUGUUGGUUUGGUUUACUGACUUUGUUUGAUCGAGUCUUGUAUAUUUGAAAUUGUUGGUUGUGUUUUAAAGGGUAAGGUAUUGAUUCUGUUUGUGUAUAAGGGGUUUAAUCUGGUUAAAGACAACUUGAUAAUGUCCCCUCGUGAUUUACUAUUAUAAGCUAUUUUGUGCUAAUAUAUUCCUCCAAAAAUGUAUCACAUACAAAUACAUAUAGUUACUAAUGAGUGUGGUGGUUGUGGCUUAUUUGUUCCACAUAUCUAGACACGUAUAUACUGCAUUUGGGGAUUAUAUUACUUCAAACUGCUCAGUAGACUUACCGCAAGUGCAUGGGAAGAAAAACUACUAUUGCUUUUCAUAUUAUAUACAUGUAAAACAAUGACAUUCAUAAUAUAUAUGAAAAUAUUUAUUAUUGGUGUUUCCAAAUCCUAAUUUACAUUGCUUAUUACAUUCAGUGAAAUGAUCCGUUUCAACAUCUGUAGUAGCAAAUUCAGGAAAGCCGAUUUAUUUUCAUCUUUGUCUCUUAAAUGUUCCUCUUUUUUUAAUUGCUUUAAAGUGAUUCAUUGUUUGCUUACAAUAAAAGUAAUCGAUCCAUC
This is a messenger RNA of Oncorhynchus nerka (sockeye salmon), 4668 nucleotides long. RefSeq names its product tripartite motif containing 25 (gene trim25). The record is from RefSeq and is a predicted model, not a curated record. The transcript has 11 exons. Gene Ontology annotation, molecular function: protein binding; zinc ion binding. Bases 187 to 2214 code for a protein of 675 amino acids. NCBI's taxonomy places the organism in Eukaryota, Metazoa, Chordata, Actinopteri, Salmoniformes, Salmonidae.